Molecule: messenger RNA, 1460 nt
Organism: Papilio xuthus (Asian swallowtail)
Lineage: Eukaryota; Metazoa; Arthropoda; Insecta; Lepidoptera; Papilionidae
Product: PEST proteolytic signal-containing nuclear protein
Exons: 4
Coding region: 154-741 (195 amino acids)
Biological process (GO): proteasome-mediated ubiquitin-dependent protein catabolic process; protein ubiquitination
Cellular component (GO): nucleus
Source: RefSeq, a predicted model, not a curated record
GACAUUUCUUUGACGUUUACAUUUUGGUUUUGGAUAGACUUUUCAAGUUCUUUCCAAUAUCGUGUAAUUUUUAUUUGCCUCACAGUGAGAAAUGUUUACUUAGAACAGUUUAUUAAUAAAUAAAACGAGAACGGUUUAUAUCAAAAGAACAAAAUGGGUGAUCGCAUCAACAAAGGGUCAACUCGAUCUGCGCGUGAUGAUUCUAGACCGGGCAGGGAGAGGCGGCGGUCGAGGUCCCGGUCCCGAUCUCCAAAGCGGAGUUCACCCCACACCAGACGAUGGGAUUCAAGGGAAGAUUCAAGAAGCCGGGAAUAUAGAGAUAAAAAAAGUCCUGUAGACAAAUGGGAAGAGUCUGAUGAGGAAGUACCUGCACCACCACCUCCACCUCGCAUUAGCAAGAUCUCCAUUGGCUUCACCAAACCUAAAGCUCCCAUCAAAAUGACUCUGGGCAUGCCCUCCAAGGCUUCCGUAAAUGCAAAACCUUCGGUUGCAUCAGUGUUCAACGCUGAUGAUGAAGAUGAGGAACCUGAAGAAAUGCCAGCGGAGGCGCGCAUGAGGAUGAGAAAUAUUGGGAGGGAAACACCAACAUCGGCUGGUCCCAACUCCUUCGGCAAAACAAAGCAAGGUUUCUGUGAUGCUAAGAAGGUGUUUGAAAAGAAUCUGAAACAUGCUUUAGAAUCUGUGGACAAACCGACAAUGGCCAAGCUACCACAGACUAUAUACAAAAUCAAAGGACCAUGAUAAUAUAUUCAAUGUUUUGUAGAUUUUGGCCUCUUGUCUUGUAAUAUUUUAUCUAUAGUUAAUGUAUAACAUUAAAAAAAAUGUAAAAUAGAAUUUAUGCAAUUAUCUUUAUACUUUUAACAUUGAAUAUGGCAAAUAUUGAUUGGGUAAUAUCAAAUUUUAUUUUAGUCCAUUUUAAAGGAGACCAAUAAGAUGUUUAAACUUUUUUUUAUUAAUUAAUUGAAAAUAUUUCAAUGCAAAAGCUUGUCUUGUCUAUGUCUUGAUGCUUAGUUACUUAGUAUGGUAAUAUUGAGAACUUUUUUUGCAUUCUUUUCACAGAAUUAUUUACUCUUACGUGCCAUUUAACUGAUUUCAAUGUAUUCUAAUGCAAUUUGAAAUUUACAUUUUUUUUUCUUAUCUACAUAUACUUAUAUAUUUUCGAGAAAAAAAAAUUGUAAAGUCCGUGAAACGACCUUUGUUCUGAUUAAUAUUUUAACAUACUGAUGCACUUUAUAAAUGCAAGUAGUAGAAAUUAAGGUAAAAAUUAUGAUAGCUCAUUACUUGUGUGUUUAGGUUGUUUUUCACUCAAAACUGUAUGGAACCUAUUUCUUUCAAUACCCAAUUAAAAUAUAUUAAUUCCGAAACAUGUUAACUACAGUGUUGAAUACUUGAGUCUCUUAAAUUUUCUUCUAGGAACCUUAGAUUAUGUAUUAAAAAACUAAAUAUAUUUUUACGAGAUA